CCCACGCGUCAGCCCUUCCGCCGACCGCCGCUGCCGGAGGAAAAAUGCCAGCUUCUCUAAGAAAACUGCAGCAAAUGGCUGUUUUCAUGGGACUGUUCAGCGGUGGGGGAUGCAUCGUGAUGUAUAAUCUUAUGCAAAAAAGUUUUGCCAGGACCCAGUAUUACCAGCAGGCUUUGGAGCAACUGAACAGCAAUCCUGAUGCCCUGGAAGCCCUGGGUGCCCCCCCUCUUAAGGUUCACAACAUCCGACUGACAGAUGGGAGUAAUCGCGUGGACACAGAAAGAGCACAGAUAAAGUUACCGGUAUCUGGAACAAAGUCAGCGGGGUACCUCUACAUUAACUCAGAGAUGGACCACUCCCGUCAAUGCUGGUGCCUUCAGGAUGUCACCUUGAAACUGAGGGAUGGUCAGAGUAUUCCCGUUUACCACUCCCCGGUGGAAAGCAUUGGUGUGCAAGAAGGCUAAAAAGUCAAAGGCAGCUGCUUCUCCACCUCCCGUUGAGCUGAAGGAGCCAUUAAUCGAUUGCAUCCCGCUGUGUCCGUGAAUGUACACAGUUGUCACAAGUGACAGUUUCACUUAAGUGAGUGCUCUCAAGACAAUUUUCUCUCUCUGAUUGACCUCAUCAUUGUCAUAAUUGUAAUUUCUUUCUUUUGCUGGUUUAUUCAUGUGUU
Molecule: messenger RNA, 670 nt
Organism: Haliaeetus leucocephalus (bald eagle)
Lineage: Eukaryota; Metazoa; Chordata; Aves; Accipitriformes; Accipitridae
Product: cytochrome c oxidase assembly factor 1 homolog
Exons: 5
Coding region: 45-464 (139 amino acids)
Biological process (GO): mitochondrial respiratory chain complex IV assembly; mitochondrial respiratory chain complex I assembly
Cellular component (GO): mitochondrial inner membrane
Source: RefSeq, a predicted model, not a curated record